This is a messenger RNA of Leucoraja erinaceus (little skate), 2630 nucleotides long. RefSeq names its product kinesin-like protein KIF6. Gene Ontology annotation, molecular function: microtubule binding; ATP binding; microtubule motor activity. Lineage: Eukaryota; Metazoa; Chordata; Chondrichthyes; Rajiformes; Rajidae. The coding region runs from base 124 to 2124 and encodes 666 amino acids. Gene Ontology annotation, biological process: microtubule-based movement; mitotic spindle organization. The transcript is spliced from 19 exons. The record is from RefSeq and is a predicted model, not a curated record.
CUUGCGGGUUACAAUGGGACAAUUUUUGCUUAUGGCCAGACGGGCAGUGGCAAGACCUUCACUGUCACAGGAGGAGCUGAGCGCUACAGCGACAGAGGCAUCAUUCCCAGGACACUCUCGUACAUGUUUGGAGAGUUUCAGAAGGACAGCAGCAAAGUCUACACAACCCACAUUUCCUACUUGGAAAUUUACAAUGAAUGUGGUUACGAUCUCCUUGAUCCUCGUCAUGAAGCUUCCAAACUUGAAGACUUGCCCAAGGUGACCAUCAUGGAAGAUUCCGACCAGCACAUCCACCUGAGGAAUCUCUCCCUCCACCAGGCGAACAAUGAAGAAGAUUCUCUUAACCUGCUCUUCCUGGGAGAUACUAACCGAAUGAUAGCAGAGACUCCGAUGAACCAGGCCUCAACCCGCUCCCAUUGUAUCUUCACCAUCCAUGUUUCCAGUCGUGAGCCAGGGUCGGCCACCAUCCGUCGCUCCAAACUACACCUAGUCGACUUGGCUGGAUCAGAGCGGGUUACAAAGACCGGAGUGGGAGGACAGCUACUGACAGAGGCGAAAUAUAUCAACCUCUCCCUGACAUACCUAGAACAGGUGAUUAUCGCACUUGCGGAAAAGAAUCGUGCACACAUCCCUUAUCGAAACUCCAUGAUGACGUCUGUUCUGCGAGAUAGCCUGGGCGGAAACUGUAUGACCACAAUGGUUGCAACCUUAUCUGUAGAUAAGAAGAACCUAGAGGAAUCUAUAUCCACUUGCAGAUUUGCACAGAGAGUUGCACUGAUCAAGAAUGAAGCCAUUCUAAACGAAGAAAUUGAUCCCAGAUUGAUCACUCUCCGUUUAAAGAAAGAAAUCCAGGAGCUAAAGGAUGAACUAGCCAUGGUCACUGGACAGACGAGGACCGACAAACUCUCGGAAGAAGAAAAACAGAAGUUGUUGGAGUUAGUCACCGGUUUCCUGGAGGACACCGAUGCUGAGGCUUCGUUGGAGAUUGGACCUGACAUGCGGAAGAUUCAACACUGCUUCCAGCUACUAAAGGGUUUAAUGAAAGAGACACAACAAUGUAAACCUGGCUUGCAAAUGGACAAUGGAGUCUCAACCCCUGAUACCAAUGGAGAUGGUGACAAUAAUGCAGAGACGCGACUAAGAGAAUUAUUGCAGCAACGAGAUAAUGAGAUCAAUAUUCUAGUGAACAUGCUAAAGAAAGAGAAGAAGAGGGUACAAGAUGCCGUCAGCCAAAUAAACUCGGACAACCGUAUGAACAUGCCCCCCUCUAGCGCCCAGUCCUUCAAGGAAAGCAAUGCCGGCCGCCAGUCUAAACCCUUUUCUGAAGUAAGAUCUAUGAGCAACAUAAGCACCUCCGGAUCCGAGUCAACCUUCGUUUGCAGCAGACUAGGGGAGAUGUCACUUGGACGGCAGGAGGCUUUUGAGAUCUUCAGGAGGGACCAUGCAGACAACGUGACCAUUGAAGACAACAAACAUCUUCUGAAGCAGAGGUACAUGGAAGCAAAAUCACUUGGAGAAAAAGUGAAUCAGGCCAGGAAUAAAAUCAACCAAUUGAAAGGUCAGCUGGAACAGAGACGGAUGCAAAGGGCUGCCAGUGGUGUGACCAGCGAGCCAGUGAAUGCCCAUGACCCCGAUCAUUUUGAAGAAGAACUUCGAGAGAAAAUCGAGGAAGAGAAAAAGAGCUACAAAAUGACCUUCAACCGGCUCAAAGGGCUGAAGACAGAGAUCGAGCAUCUGGAACACCUCCAUCAAAAGGCCAAGGUGUUGAUACAGAAAGAUUUCGAGGCUUGGUGGUCUGAAGAAGCAGCCCGGCUACAGGCCCGGCGAGAACAGCUGUCCGAGGCUAUCAGCCAGAACUCUUGGAACACCAACUCUGUGACUCCGACACUCUCGCAGAGGGGUAUUCACAGCAGCAGCAGUGUUGAAACAAGCGGAUAUACAAGCGCAGACUCCUUCACGCAAAGCAACGCCAGGACCCUCCAAACCACUCCAUCCCAGGCCAGCGCCACGCCAAGCAGCUCGUCCAUUCCUCUGACCGGCGAUGGACAGACCGACGCGGACAUCCUCGCCUUCGUGCGAGCAAGGCAAAGCCUCAUGCAGAAGAAAGGUCUAAGAACUAAAUAGUUGCCUCCGAAGACAAUGACAAGCGGAUUGACAGGACUGAUGCUUGGAAGGUUCUGGGAAGCAGUAAUCACUUUCCGACGUCAGGGAACCAGCUCCAAGAUGUGGCAUCCGAUGUUUGAAUGCAGGUCAAGGAGGAACAGGGUGAAACUAUUAUUGUCCGUUCCCUGCCUACGCUUUCCAACAGCAAGUUUGCCAUCGCAUCUUCUCCUCAAUGGACAAGAUAUUGUUCCCGGGGAUAUUGCUGACAGAGGUCCACUGGCACUCUCUUCAAUGUUUCCCUGACUGUUACUAGAUUGCUGGGAAUCGGCGCCAUCUUUUCUCUGGCACCUGGCGAGAUACCACGGUGUGUCCUGCAGUCCUUUGUCCCAUUUUAUCAUCAUGUUUGCUCGCUGUGCCUCUCUGCACAGGCGGGGGACCUUUACAUCGACCAAAUGAUCAGACUCGGGUGGCCGCUACAUGUUCCCAAUGCCUGAGUCACAAGAGCAAAUAAACUCAUCAUUGUGCAA